AUGGCUAUCUCAAAGAACUUACCAUUAUUAAAGAACCAUUUCAGAAAGCACUGGCAAGAAAGAGUCAAGGUUCACUUUGACCAAGCUGGUAAAAAGGCUUCUAGAAGACAAGCUAGAUUAUCUAAAGCUGCUCAAAUUGCUCCAAAACCAAUCGAUAGUUUAAGACCAGUGGUUAGAGCUCCAACCAUUAGAUAUAACAGAAAAGUUAGAGCUGGUAGAGGUUUCACUUUAGCUGAAUUAAAAGCUGUUGGUUUAACUGCCAAAUAUGCUAGAACCAUUGGUAUUUCUGUUGAUCAUAGAAGACAAAAUAAAGCUCAAGAAACUUUUGAUUCAAAUGUUGCUAGAUUACAAGAAUAUAAAUCUAAAUUAGUAUUAUUAGAUACCAAAUCUAAAGAUUCUUUUGCUCAAGUUUCAACUGCUGCUACUUUCCCUGUUGUUCAACCUGCUCCAGAAUCAGCUCCAAGAGCUGUUGUUGUUCCAGAACAAUCUGCUUAUAGAACUUUAAGAUUAGCUAGAUCUGAAAAGAGAUAUAAAGGUACUAGAGAAAAACGUGCUAAAGAAUUAGCUGAAGCUGAAGCUGAAAAGAAGAAAUAA
Molecule: messenger RNA, 594 nt
Organism: Scheffersomyces coipomensis
Lineage: Eukaryota; Fungi; Ascomycota; Pichiomycetes; Serinales; Debaryomycetaceae
Gene: RPL13
Product: 60S ribosomal protein eL13
Exons: 1
Coding region: 1-594 (197 amino acids)
Biological process (GO): translation
Cellular component (GO): ribosome; cytosolic large ribosomal subunit
Molecular function (GO): RNA binding; structural constituent of ribosome
Source: RefSeq, a predicted model, not a curated record